AUGCAUAGAGAUAUUAACCCUUUGAAUAUUAUGAAAGCUGAAACUGUAAAGUUGAUUGAUUUUGGAUUGGCACGAAAGAUAAGGAAUUAGUUAAUAUUUCCAACUUCAGGAACUCCAGGAUAUAUGGCUCCUGAAAUUAUAAAUUUCAAUAAAGACAAACUAUAUGACGAGAAGGCAGAUAUAUUUAGUCUUGGUUGUGUUUUGUAUAAAUUGUAUGUAUUACCAAUUAAAUAAAGGUUGACAGGAGAGAACCUAUUUACUACUAAACAGGGUAAAUAGACUAUAUAUUAAUCUAAUAAAGAAGGAGUUUUUGAAUUGAAAAAAUAAUAGUAACAUCCUGAAUGUAAUUCAAAUAAAAUGGAUUAAUUAUUUGUAUAAAAUAUGAAUAUAAAUAGAUUUUACUACCUCAUAUGUUGGAAACUAAUCCAUUGUUGAGAUUAAAUGCAAAAGUUUGUCUGACAAUUCUUGAAGAGAUUGAAAACAACAAUCUUUAAAUUGAAAGAUUAAUUAAAAAAAUCUUGAUUAGAAAAUAAUUAGCCUUUAAUACAUCAGAAGAAUAAUAGUUAGAUAAAAAGAGUGAAGAGAAAUUGUAAAAAUGUAAGUUUAGACAAUCAAUCGAUGUCUAAUCAAAAAAGAGCUUGGAUGAAAUUUCUGUGUUUUCUAAAAAUGUCAUGUUACAAAAUUAAUAAAGGGUUAUACUUGCUUAGAAGAAAUAGCCUUGA
Paramecium pentaurelia is the source of this 722-nucleotide messenger RNA. The record is from the annotation of a GenBank genome assembly. Lineage: Eukaryota; Ciliophora; Oligohymenophorea; Peniculida; Parameciidae.